Aplosporella prunicola CBS 121167 is the source of this 556-nucleotide messenger RNA. RefSeq lists its product as uncharacterized. Lineage: Eukaryota; Fungi; Ascomycota; Dothideomycetes; Botryosphaeriales; Aplosporellaceae. The transcript is spliced from 2 exons. The coding region runs from base 28 to 252 and encodes 74 amino acids. The record is from RefSeq and is a predicted model, not a curated record.
AAAAAAAAAAAAAAAAACCCCACCAAAAUGUGCUCCUACACGUACAGCUUCUACUACUGCAACCACGACUACUACAUCUGGGCCAACAGCAUCGAAGUGUGCCCGAACCGGCUGCUCAGCGGCUACUCGUACGACGCGUGGAGCAUCGACAUGUGCAAGAACCUGCAGGUCAAGUGCGGCGGCUUCAGCAACUACUACUGCUCCGAGUGCUCCGAGGACGUGUGUCUCGAGUACGAGCUUGACGAGCUCUGAAGGAUUGUCACCAUCAUCUCCAUCCAUUACCUCCUCCCCCUAUUUUUCCUUGUUUUGGUUCUUGAUCUGCUGCGUUUUCCCCCCGCGCUGGGCAUCAUCAAGAAGCGGCAUCCGCUUAUCGGCGCGUUUUAGACCCUGGAUUUCUUGGCGUUGAGAUGGCCGUUUUUAGCGCCGCACCCCCGGAGUCUGCCGGAGUCUGCCGGAGUAGUAGGAGUUGGACUGACAAAGGACUCCUUUUUGCUCUAUCUCUUUGAUUUGAUUUUUUCUAUUUUUAUUUUUUUGUUUCUAGGGGAGGCAGGAAUGG